AUGUCCGAAAUUCUAGAAUCAUCAAAAUCACAAAAACUCGACCUUCACCUCCAAACUCUAGGACCCUUUUUCAGAAUCACAGCAAAGAGUUUGAUAACAGAUAGAGAGCUUGGAAAAGCUGAGGGCUUGGUAAGAACGUGGUUUGGAAGAGGUAACAUUCUUCACUUGGACUCUAUUAAACUCCAAAGAGAAACACUUGGUAUGGAAAAAUCAAUCUUUGGACUUGGUUUGUAUAUUGGAGCUGUUGCUAUUCGACAUGGAUAUGAUUCUGGUUGCAAAACUGCUCAAUUGCUUGCUAUCAAUGAUUCUGAUCUUUACCAUUCUAAGUUGAUUAGAUUCUACACAAGACUUGGGUUUAAACCUGUUUAUGAAGUGACUGGCUCAUCUAUUGGGGAUCUAACACACAUGCUUGUUUGGGGAGGAGUUGGUACUCGCAUGGAUGCUAGUGUUGAAGAACUUAUGAUCAAAUGGUGUAAAAGAUUUAAAAAGACAAGUGUACGUGAAAUACCAAACUAG
This is a messenger RNA of Vicia faba (fava bean), 516 nucleotides long. NCBI's taxonomy places the organism in Eukaryota, Viridiplantae, Streptophyta, Magnoliopsida, Fabales, Fabaceae. The record is from the annotation of a GenBank genome assembly.